UUCACGCGUAAUUUUUCUGCACUUGAGCUAAAACACACAUAUUUAUGAGAAAAAAAGUAAAAAUAAAAAAAAAAUGAAAAGAAACAAAAUUCAUAGUGAAAUAUAAGCGUUUUUGUACCAGAGGCCAGACAAUUGUUGAACAAGUACUUUGGGCCGCUUUAGUUAUCUGUUGCAACUCGCAAUGAACGGUGCGGUUUUUCUGAAAAAGGCUAAAUAAAAAAUAUUAAAAAAAGAAGAAAAUAUUAACAAAAAAUAAACAGAAUUUAAUAAACCUUUAAAUUUCAAGUGUUUGUGUGUUUAUUUUUUCAUAACGGUUUCAAGUUGCAACAUUGUGAAGCCUUUUUUAAUAUGUACGUGUUUGUUGUCAUCCUUGUAUAGUGUAUUGUUGCACGGUGUUGUAUUGUUUAACGGAGUGUUUGUUUAAAAAAAAAAAACUGUAUCCUUACUCACACUUAAACAUAGAUACAAACACACACUCACACUGUUGUUCAUUCUCUAAAAUAGAGAUUUACAUACAUACUUAUACAACUUGUAAACAAUGGCGACACCAGCUGAGCUGGCUCGCCUUAUUGACCUGCAUUUAUCAGAUUUACGUGACCCUGAGCCUAACUGGACAAUAGGCCCUUCAAAAGUGGCAGGACGUGGUGUAUUUGCCACACGCGAUAUACAACAGGGCGAAACUAUAUUUCGCGAGAGAGCAUUGGUUGUGGGGCCAACAGCACGUAAAGGUUCUAUAUUAAAUACUUGCGUCUGUUGUCAUAAAUUAUUGGGGGUCAAGGAUUUUUUAUGCAAAAACAAAUGCACACUACCAGUGUGUGAUAAAUGUGCCGAUUCGCCAGAACAUCACAAUGAAUGUCAAUUAUUUCAACGUUGGCAACCGAUGGAUAUGAAGCAGAUAAAUGCCAACAGAAACAACAAUACAACCAUUACCAGCAAUGGCAAGGCCAAUGGCGUUGGCAAUGGUAAAGUCAAAGGCAAGGGAAUUGCUAGGCAUAACAAUAACACGAACGGAUCGAAUGGUAAUGGUCUGGUAGCUGAUGUUCAUGAAAAAUCGCCCGAACUAGUAGAGCCAAAGCAGCAGACGGAGGAGCAGACAGAAGAUGAUUCUUAUCCUCCCGUAAACUCCAUGUCCUUACGCCUUCUAACCGCCAUACGUGUCUUCUUUCUCAAUGAGGAUCAACGCGCUUUAAUUAAUGCAAUGCAGGCUAAUAAUGAUCGGGGUUAUCGCCAAGAAAUUAUUAAAGCGGCUCAAUGUUUCCGUAAAUUUCCCACUACCGAUAAACUUUUUAUGGAUCGUCUCUUUCGCAAUGUAGGCGUGUGUAACACGAAUGCCUUUGAAACACCCUGUAGGGUAGGAGAACAUGAAACCCUACUUAGGGGUCUUUUCCCCCUAACCGCCGUCAUGAAUCAUGAAUGCACGCCCAAUGCUAGUCAUUAUUUUGGUAAAACCUGCAUGGUUUUGGUAAGAGCUGCUCGUUUUAUACCCAAAGGUGCAGAGAUUACGACAACAUAUACGAAAAUUUUAUGGAGUAAUUUAACAAGAUGUAUUUUCUUAAGAAUGACCAAAAAUUUUAUAUGUGAUUGUGUCAGGUGUAACGAUAAUACAGAAAAUGGUACCUACCUCUCAGCGCUAUUCUGUCGUGAAAAAAACUGUAAGGGUAUCGUGAUACCAGUGCAAACGAAAACCAUGCAACCUGAUUGGCGUUGUCUCACUUGCGAAGCAGUCUUUCCUCAUGCGAAAAUGGCGCGUUAUCAAGAUUUUGCCUUAAACACCAUUAAUAAUCGUAUAAAUGUCAGCAGUGUUAGCGAUAUGAUCACCUUUAUAAAUGAUGUCUGUCCCAGAUUUUGUCCCUCAACAAAUUAUGUGUUAGUCGAAGCCAAACUUAAUGUUAUAUGGCGCAUGUCGAAAGUGUCAAAGGAGGAAUAUACCGAAGAACAAUUGCAAUGUCGGGAUCGUUAUAAAGAGGAAAUAUUGGGUUUAUUGGAGAAACUAGGAGCUGGUGAUUGUACUUUAAGGAAACUCAUAACCGAACAAAUACAAUGAGAGUAAAUUAAGAACAUAAUGUGAUGUUAAUUAUAUUAACUAUACUUUGUAGUUGAAUAUUUAUGUUGUGUGAUUAGAAUUUUGAAAUAAAAAAUUAAUAAUUAAAAAAAAAGUAA
Messenger RNA from Lucilia cuprina (Australian sheep blowfly), 2160 nucleotides. RefSeq names its product SET domain-containing protein SmydA-8 (gene SmydA-8). Gene Ontology annotation, molecular function: protein binding. The transcript has 2 exons. The coding region runs from base 539 to 2044 and encodes 501 amino acids. The record is from RefSeq and is a predicted model, not a curated record. NCBI's taxonomy places the organism in Eukaryota, Metazoa, Arthropoda, Insecta, Diptera, Calliphoridae.